Protopolystoma xenopodis is the source of this 213-nucleotide messenger RNA. NCBI's taxonomy places the organism in Eukaryota, Metazoa, Platyhelminthes, Monogenea, Polystomatidea, Polystomatidae. The record is from the annotation of a GenBank genome assembly.
AUGACACAAUGUGCUCCAAAACAACUGUCCGCCUGCCUUCCACAGAUCGUGCCUCGUCUUCUUACUGUGCUUCUUGAGUCUCAACCUCAGCUUCGCCAAGCAGGAGGCAAAGCACUCACGCAAAUUGGAGGUGUAAUUCGAAAUCCAGAAGUCCAAGGUAUGUGGAAUAUUGGCUUACAUAUAUUAUUUAUUCUUUUUUUAUUUCGGUUUUGA